Molecule: messenger RNA, 15428 nt
Organism: Dermacentor andersoni
Lineage: Eukaryota; Metazoa; Arthropoda; Arachnida; Ixodida; Ixodidae
Source: RefSeq, a predicted model, not a curated record
AUUGAUUCCGCACAGGAGGCGAGCGAACUCUACCUCAGCCUGGACCCGGGCCUGUCCGAACUCACCGAGGCCCUGUACGCGCUCCUGUCGCACAACCGGUGGUACCACUUCGUGCUGGUCACCGACGAGUCUCCCGAGGCAUCCACCGUGGCGCGCAGGCUGGCCACCCUGUGCCAGGGCGCCCCCUGGCGGCCGCUGCUGCACGUCACACUCCCCGCGGCGGCUUCCGGUUCCGGCGGCGGCGGGGGUGGCGGCGACGGCGACGACGACCAGCGGCGGCCGGCGCCCAUGCUCAGCCAGCUGGCGCGUGUGAGCUCCAGUCCCGCCCGCGUCCUGCUGCUGUUCGCCGAACCCCACCUGGCCCGUGACGUGCUGGACGCGGCGCGCACGUUGAACCUGCUUGCCGGCGAGCACCUGUGGCUGUUUGUCGAGAGGGCCGAUCCACAUCCCAGAGGAGAGAGCCCGUGCCGCGAAGACAGCGAGGGCCCCGUGGACGUUCCUGAGCGGUGUCCCCUGGGAGCGCUGAGCCUGCGCCUUCGCCGGGGCCCCGUGGAGCGCACCGAGGCCCCCCGCUGGCUGGUGGGGCUCCUCAGGGACGCCCUGGCGCGGUGGGGGCCCGUCGAGUGGCCGCUGGCACUCCGCAACGCCUCCUCUGCGCCGGCGCCCACCUGCUGGGAGGAGGCAGGAGCUCGUCGACACGCCUUCUCCACCCGACUGCACGGCUACCUCCGCGCGGCCGCGGCCGAGGCGGUGCAGAGCCAGCGGUUCCCGCCGCCGGUGUUCGACGUGCUCAACCUGGUGCCGGCGGGCAGCGUGGCGCGCUGGCGCGCUGUGGGCAACGUGACGCGUGGCUCGGCGCAGCUCGACUCGGUGCUCUGGCCCUCGGGCCCCGGCCAGCAGCCAACGCUGACGGGGCCCCGCGCCUGGGGCCGCCAGCGGUUCCGCGUGGUCACCGCGUACGCGGCGCCUUUCGUCAUGGCCGCCACGCGCAUCGGGAACGGCAGCUGCCUCAGUGGUGUCCCCUGUCUGCAGGUGUCCACUGCCGACCCGGAAAAGCUGGCGGCGCUGUUCGCCCACUACCACCUCACUCGCGGCGCGACCCGGCACCCGCUCUACAACGUCACCUGCUGCGCGGGGAUCGCCAUGGACCUGCUGACCUCCCUCGCCCGGGACCUGGCCUUCGACUUCGACCUGUACCUGGUCGCCGACGGCAGCUUCGGCACCGACCGCGGCGGCAAGUGGGGAGGCAUCACCGCCGACCUCAUCUCCGGGGCUGCCCACCUGGCGGCGACCGCGUACUCUGUGACGUCAUCGCGGUCUCGCUGGGUGGACUUCUCGGUGCCCUACUUCCACUCGGGCGUCUCGUGCCUCGCCUACGCCGUUAAGCGCGACGUACCCCUCUCGGCCUUCCUCAUUCCCUUCAGCGUGCCCCUCUGGCUCGCCAUCUUCCUCAGCCUCAAGGUGACAGCGCUCGCUGCUGCGCUGUACGAAUGGUUCUCGCCGUUCGGCCUGAAUCCGUGGGGCCGCCAGCGGACCAAGAACUUCAGCCUGGCGUCGGCGCUGUGGGUGAUGUGGUCCCUCCUCUUUUCGCACCUCGUCGCCUUCAAGGCGCCCAAGUCGUGGCCCAACAAGGUGCUCAUCAACCUGUGGGGCUGCUUCUCCGUCAUAUUCCUCGCAUCGUACACGGCCAACAUCGCGGCCCACUUCGCCGGCCUCUUCUUCCAGAUGCAAGUGCACGACUUUCACGACACCAGCCUGCUGAGCCAACGCACGGGCACGGCCCGUGGCACGGCCGCCGAGGGCUACGUGUUCGCCGAGAACAAGCGCCUGUGGGAGCACAUCCAGCGCUUCGGCGUGCCCACGCUCGAGGACGGGCUCGAGUCCCUCCGGUCGGGGGCGCUCGACGUGCUCAUCGGCGACACGGCCGUGCUCAACUACUACCGGGCCAACGAGCCCAGCUGCCGGUUGCGGCUGCUCGGCGACUCCAUCUUCGACGACGCGUACGCCGUGGGCAUGGCGCGCGGAUUUCCCCUCGCCAAAGGGAUCUCCGAGCUGGUGCUGCGUUACAACGCGCUCGGCUACCUCGACCAACUGCACAGCAAGUGGUACGGCCGCGCGCCCUGCCUGCAGGAUGGCCUGCUGCAGCGGCUGGACAAGCCGCUUCCGCUUGGCGUGCGCGCAGUGGCCGGCCUAUUCCUGAUGCUGCUGGUCGGUCUGCUGGCCGGCUCGCUCGUUCUUAUCAUCGAGCAUCUCGUCUUCCGCUACGCUCUGCCGGGCCUCAGGGCCCGUUCGCGAAACUGCUUCUGGAAGAGCCCAAACCUCAUGUUUUUCAGCCAGAAACUGUACCGCUUCAUCAACACGGUGGAGCUGGUAUCCCCACAUCACUCGGCCAAGGAGAUUGUGAGCAACCUCCGGGAAGGUCAAAUCGCCAGUCUGUUCCAGAAGAGCGUUAAGCGAAAAAUCAAGGAGGAGGCUCGCCGUAGGAAGAGCAAGUCCCAGUUCUUUGAGAUGAUCCAAGAAGUGCGUCGGGCUGUUCAACAGCAACAGUCCGAACGAGCCGGUGAUGAGGCCGACUCGCCAACGAGCCACCAAGACGACGGCCCCCUCAGCGCCACAUCCAGUAGCGGGCCCCUUUUGGUCCGGGAGCUUGGAGGCUCCCCAUCGACGAGCAGCAGCAGUCCCGCAUCCCGUCCGUGCUCGCCGUGCCUGCGGGGCGCGGGCGCGCUCCUCAGCGUCAGCCUCGAGACGCUCGUCGCCCCGCGCGUGCCGGUGCGUCGGCGGCGAGCCAGGUCCCUGGGCGACCUCUCCCAACUCCGGCCCCCCUGGGAGCCCCGGCGAGUCACCCUGGCCCCGUCCGGGGCGCUGGACGACGUCUGCCUGCAGGGCCUGUCGCGCGAGCAACUGGUCCGGCGCUGGCGCGACUCGGAGCGUCGCCUGCUCAACCUGCUUCGCGAGGCGGUACGCGAAAAGCAGGCGCUGGAGCGAAAGCUGGCCUUCCUGCACAACGCGCUGCGCAGGAAGCCGCCCUGAUGAUGGGACGAAGGGCCGCCCUGCUAGCGGCGGCUCUUCUUCGGCAUUUUAGUCCCUGUGCUACUACGUACUGUUGACGGCCACCGCCGAUCGAGUGGCUCGUAGGGGGCGCUUUCGGGGAUACUGCAAUCGGACCACGUGACGGCCGGGAGGCCCACGACAGCAGCGCCGCCUACGCUUUAUGCGCUCGUUACAAUUGCUUUGGCGUUGGCGCGCUUUCGCUAGAAGAUCGCUAUGCAGAAGAUUUUGUCAUUUGUUUUCACAGAGAGUGUGAGAAGGGGGCUGAUUUUUGACGCGCUUGAGCGUUUGAUGCCGUCGGCUUCUGGCGCCCGCGGUGCGAAUGUUCGGCCCCUGCGUCGCUUCAGGUGACCGUCCCCUGAUUCGCUCACGUACGUGCCGAAUCACACGGCGCUGUCCGCGGGGCAGUCGCGAGAGCUGCUUGCCUAUUCUUGCAGUCAUGUGGCACAUUCCUCGGCGCGAUUGCUGUAGUCCAUUGUGAUGCAUUGCACGCAACUAAGGGCGCAUCGACGGUUCCUCACGCGGAACGGUGCCCUUUUUUAGUUUUAGCGCCACCUGUGUGUGUGUGUGGCCGAAAUCCUUAGCAACGUGGGUUUCUUCGCAGCAUUUUUCGAUUGCGGUGCUUCAAAAGCCCCUUUCUGCCAAAGACUCACGGCUGCGCGGGGUGCCGACGACCAUCUCUUUCUCACUCACAAUGCAGCACUUGAUGAGCGUACAACCGCGGGCUCUUUAUCUCUGUAUGUGUCGCAUCGCUACAUCUCUACUCGCUGUGCCAUUACCGUGUGGUAUCGCUGCUACUACUACUGCUUUAUUCUCGGCUCCUCCGCCAUUCUCGCCUGCACGUGGUAGGGACACGUUGUCGUCCCGUAGUACUUGUCUGGUAAUACUUUGGUCUCGCUCCGUAUGCUAAGUACUACCACCCUCUCCUUCUCAAUAAGGGGGUGGAGGAGACCAAUGGUGCUAUAAACGCCGUGCUUGCCUCGGCGCUCAUCUUUGCUUUUUUCGGUGUCGGUGUCUGAAGGUCUUCCCUGCUGGACGGGCAAGCUAUAGCGGAAUGCUGUAUUUACUCUCCUUUUGUGCACGUAAUAUCGAGUGUUCUCUCUUUAUGACUAUGUGGGACGGAUGCUGAUGAUCUGUGCCACGGUUAGCGAUAACACGCAUUCGCAGUAACUCAUUACCAUACAGGCUGUAUUACUUACUCAAAUGGUCAGCCUAAUUUUCCAAUAGUUCUUGUUACUGGCCACUUCUAUUCAGGAUGAACCAGCCAUUAACCAUGACAGCGUCCUGAACAGCUCCUCGUUUAUGGGCUCAUAACUCGAGAGAAAGCCAAGCCUAGCAAAAUUGAAAUUGGGUUAUGCGUAUAUAUUUUCACACGUUUAUUUUUCUUUUUGCUGAAACGGCAAGUUGUUUGCUUGUUUUGGUUAACCCUUAGAGGCUUCUACUUACAAAGGUAAUACGAUAACCCAAGCCUACCUUAUCCCGAAUAAUCUUCUCAUAACCAGCAUGCAUAUGUCACAAAUAAUCCCCUGUGCCGCCUACGUAAAGGCGCGUCAAAGGUGCUAUAAAAUUGGAAAUUUUAACUUGCAGCCUUCAAAAAGAAAAUUAUCGCCACUAUAGCUACUGCAGAUAAGGAGGCGUCAACUCAAGAAAAAAAUGCAAAGCUUUGUAAGCUAUUUGCUUUCUUGGUCCUCAAAAUAUGGAGCCUAACCCUAAGUAUGCAGCCGCCGUCACAGCUGCUUAGUCGAAGGAAACGGCAUGGUCCGGUCUGCGUCAGCUCUCUUUGUAAAAGGCGUUGCACCACUUCGACAAACAGGUCGCUUUCUCACAUCGAAUGCUCAAAAAUGAAUCUCUCUCGGGACAGAACUUUGGAAUCGCUGAACAUCUGUUCUUCCAGUAGAUGGCGCCAACGAAAACCAGAGCGCACUUCACGCUUACUUUCUGAUCUGAGCGGCAUUUGCAUAGCCAUUCACCUUUUCGCUUUGACUGCGCCAACAAAAAAAAAAUGAAAAUGUUUGUUUGAAACCGUCAUUUUCAAACAGAAGUAAGUGUCCAGCAGGGACGGCUUUUGUACGUCGCGCCAAAUCGUGCCCCCGACCUACCCAGUCUCACCCCGGGACCAAACUGCGGCACUUACAUCCUUGAACACUUGACGCUGUGAAGCCUCGCGUCAGACGCUUGGAUUAGAAAGACAAAGGGGGGCGCAUGAAGUGUUGAGCGAACCGGUAGUCGUUCCGCUUGCACGUGGCUCAACUUGUUUGCGAGAAACUAGGAGAUAUCUGUAAAAUGAGCAUUCGCUUGGAAUAACGGGAUUAAACGUGGUCGGCUGAGCGCUUAUAAGCUUAGUGACGAGGGCGCGUCACACUUGCCGUUGCAGAUUGCAGGUCGCUAUCUUUUGCUCAAGCUGUUCGGCCGUUAUUUUACAUCUUCUACGCCUCAGAACGAGUGAGUUAGUCCUGCAAUAGUCCACUUGUUCUAAAGCCUAUGCAGGUGCCACGACGUUUUCAGUGGGUAUUUAGGAGGUAUUCAAGAAUGGUGCCAAGGCAACAGCGUAAAACUAAAAGCUGCACCGUUAUCUUGUACCUGGCAUUGGACUUGCAAACACAACGAAUGGAACGUACACCCAGAGACAUGGACCGUUCGUGCACUUCGGUUUUAGUUGCGUUUGUUGGUCUCUCUCCUGGUGUAAUCGACCACGUCCUCUUAUGCACAUUAAGCAGUUCACAAAAAGAAAAAGCUCGUUCAGGGAGCCACAUGCAUUCUAGGAGAUACGGAUAUCAGAGCGUUUGAUGUUGCUGGCUGAACAACUCCGGUCAACUCUGACUUCAUGUGCCCGAGAUCUCGUCACAGAGAAGCUGCCUCCUUCAAAUGGGCGAGCGUUGGGACAAUUCUAUGUUCAAUGUACCGACUCGGCGUCUGUUGCACGGCGCGUGUUCAGCCGCUGUUCAUUGUUAUCGUAGUCGUCCCCUCAGGGCAGUCACGUAGGGCUCAAUGCAAUUGUUAGAGAAGUGCCGGAUUUCAUUCCCGUGUGCGCCCUGCCGAAACUGUGCGUUCAAUACAUUAGAGCACCACGUGUUAUUGCACGUCGACUCGUGUCUUGUGCGAGCGGCGUGUGUAGGCAGGUCCAUGGCGUCGAUGUCGAAUGUUCGUUUUAGGAGAGCUACUUUUGAGAGGAGGACGCGGCGAAGUUCCUGUUGUCGCCUAUAUCUUCGUGGGAUGACGGUGAAGAAAAAAAACUUUGGUAUAUGCCUCGUCCUGAGGAGACCAUGUAUUUGUUUGUAGAUACUACGCCAUUACGUAGAGCAGAAGCGAAAGAAACACAUCAAUGUCUAGUCCAGCUAGCUUUCCGCGUUCAGUCCUAUGCUCGAGCUAUCGAGCACCCCAGAGAAUCACAGAUGUUCUGCACAAGUGCUCCUCGAUGACCACUAAUAACGCCCCAGGUUUGUACGAUAUUGUGUUAGACCUGCUCCGCUAGAGUCCACUUCUUUUUCUUUUUUUCCUAACGCUCAGAAAAAGAUGGGUGCUUUGAAGGUUUCGUGUGUCGUUUGCCCCUAGACAGUGUUUUAAAUUAGUCUUCUGGUUCUUUCCUACGUGUGGACCAUUUUGCACAGCUAGCUUCUGUCUGCGGCCGUACGUCAUGCCCCCUUUUUGUUAACGCACUUCGUAACGCUAAACGUUUUCUUGUAGAAGUCCAGACAGUUGGGACCUAUCCUUUAACACACUUGCCAUUUCUCAGGAGGACACAGAUGAGGUGCUUUUCACGCUUACGCAGUAUCAGCGCGAAAGCGUCAAAGUACACGUCAAUCUUACCAAACGUGACGCUAUUUCAAGGGCGACAUGUCUGCGAAGCUUUUCCCUGCUGCUUUUCCAGAGACAAAUAUAUCUUCGUCCCACUCCCCCAAGAAAUGUGGAAAAAUCAAGAAAAGGUUCCUCUCAAUAUGUUACCCACGAUAUAUAGCCGUAUCUCGAUUAUUCUGCAGGAUUACGUUGGGUGUCUGAAGUAUGCCCUUAGAAUGUCAGAAAGCCAGGGAUACUGAGCGUGCUCAUCUCUUAUCAAAGUUUAUACAGAAAGCAAUGAAUUUAGUUGCGUGCAACUGUCUCGCUAUCUGCAGCUGGUGUAGAAUGCAAAGUGGCCAUUACCUUGCUCAUAACGUCGAAAGCGGUUGCAGAUACGGAAGUGGUUGUCUGGGAUAAUAUGCAGCACAUCGGCAAGCUGACGGGCUUGUUCGUUAUGUUGACACCCAUCAUACACGAGUGUGAUAACGAGAGCGUAUGCACUUUCUAUGUUGACAAAAAGAAAGAAAAGCUAUCGGACAUCUAUUGUGCAUGUACCAAAAGAGAAUCGUGUGACGUAGGUGAGCAAAGAAAUAUUUCUGAUCGAUGUUUGGGCCAAAAAUACGAGCCGUUCAUUGUCGGGUUAGGACAAAUCAAAUAUGAAAAACUGCUCCCCGGCAAGUGAACUGCCUCUUCGUGCAUUAACACUCUUUGCCGAUAUUUAGCAAUGCUGCAAGAAGGUUUCUCGUGCGAAGUGUGGAUCGGACAAACUUUCGGCAGAAGUCGUAUUUCUGCGCCUAUUCGUCAAAAGAUAACUAGCUUUACUGACUUGCCAUGCUCUGAAAUCAAUUUUCCAGUGUAAAGUACUCUGGGUCACCCAGUGCUAGGCCGUUAAAGGUUAUGCCACUUGAUUAAGCACUUCUUGUUCGUGCAACCUGUGGUUAGAAACCUCAAAAUAAGUUUCAUUUCUGUUCUCUCUGAACACCAAGUUCGCAUCUCAGCCGUAGUCAUCUGAAAACGUCUUCUAAAGAGCAUGACAAAAAGUCUAAAAUAACCACUUCAUGCGCCGAAACAACGAAGUCUGAAAUUCAGUGUGCUUGUUUUUCCUCAAACCACUGGCGAUGAUGUUGGUGCUAACGCUGUUGGCGCGAGUGAAAAUCCUUUAACGUCGCAUGCGGGCCCUUAAAAAAAUUUUGCUCGGCUAUAUAUGACAGUCAACACUUGGACCUUUGAUGAGAGUCCAUGGAACCAUGCCAAGAAGAGAAGGUUAUGGACAGCUGAGUGACGUUGACAUCGCUAAGUUCUACUGACAGAGCACGAGAAGCCUUCUGCCACCGGAAGUCGCGAAUGUGAGAUGGAUUUAUACGGUCGCAGUCAAUGGGAGCAGCGGCAGAUGCUGUAGUAUUUUGGGACUUUUCGUACACCUAUAGCGGGAAAACUCGCAUACAUAUAUAUCUAUAAAUAUAUAUAUACAUAUAAACUAUACACACUCUACAUAUAGACGCGUAUACACAAGGAAAUGUUAAAGAAUGUAUCUUCCUAGCUACACUUGGGGAAAAAAAAGCAAUACGGUUGUGCUGGUGUCAGGGCUGUCGGCAUUCGGUUUUGACUGGUCAGGUAAUCAAAAUCGUCAUGAUACAAUAAAAGAAAAUAUAUCUCUUACGGGGAUUAUGAAGUAGUGGUCAGUAACAUAGGGUGAACCAAUUUCAAAAAGCAAGUCUUUGGCGCAAAUUUCUUCUAUGAUAUAUAUCAGGACCUUCGCGACAUAAGGUUUGGAUCGGUGCGAUAAGCCUUUAAUAGGAUUCGUCUAUGCACUUUUUUUACAGGACGUUGGCGAAAAAAAUGGCAAGAAUGCUACAUUUAUGCAGCUUUAAUUGCAUCUUUUGAUUUUGACGCAUGUGUGGCUCAAAAUUUGUUCCCAUUUUACGUUUCUGGACAUCGUUAUAGAAACUUACACUACAGCAGCGCAGCACAAUGAUGAUGUGUUCCCGAACAUUUUAAUUCAAUCAUUCAUUGUUGGAACGUUCCCUAGCUGCUAGUCUUGCAUACUCAGGACUUAGUUAAAAGGACCUUGAAGGAAUAUAUGUCUAAAAUAAGGUAGCAGUAUUGAGCGUGAGAAUUGUAAAACCAAUUGAUCUAAUACACAGCUGGAGCUUGUAUUUAAUCAGUAAAUUGCACGGUUCAUGGAUAAGGAGUCGCUUGUACCUACAGACUGCUUUUUUCGUUUGUGUCAAUGUAUGUUGUGCUGUUCCCUCACUCUUCUCGCGUUAGGCUUGGCAUAAGAAAUUCGCUAAACAAGCAUUUCCAAGAAUGAAAUCGCAAUUUGAGCUUAGACGACAUAAUAAAGCCAAACAGAAAUUUCAUGAAUUUUGAAUAGAAAUAGAUCUUUAUGCGUUCUCGCACUCAUUUCUAUGGCGCGAUGAUAAAUGAGAUGCUGACGAUUUUGUUGGUGAUGACGAUGUUGCCCAGGCUGACUUUUUUUGCUGAACGCAAGGCGUAAUUGGCAUUCACUCUAUUUUAUUGACAGUCACUCGUGCAAGAACCCCCCCCCUAACUUAGUCGGUCGAUUCUAUCCUAUCGCAGUGCUACUACGGUGCAUCCAGCUGCUCCUAAGUACUCACAGGGAUGUUGUUGACUUAGGGAAUUUCAAAUAGCCGACAUUUUCUUCGAGCUCUUCAAACAUCCUACAGUGUUUCGAGGGUAAUUGAAUUCCUGCUAUUAGGGCGACAUAAAACAACACACGUCUAUUUCCGUUGUCCUGUUCUAGCUGGUGGAUUUCGCUACAGUCGGGAAUUGAGAACCAGUCAGCCGGUAGUGAUCGGCAUGCCCUGAGGCAGAGAUAAUAUAUAUAUAUAUGUUGAGAAGUGGAUGAAUGGGCCAGUACUACAGAUGAAUGCCAGCAACAACUGCUCUACGAAGUAUUCUAUGCACUUUCUAAGACUGUCCUCUGCCAGCCUCCACACAAUAUGCCUGCUCGUGAACGAAUUCAUUUUGCGAUGCAACGCUGGUGCUUGCUUUAAUGGCCUAAACGCUGAGUACGAUGGCGUACGGCCGUGGCUAUGCAGGGACACUUGCGACAUAUGCGAUUCCCGCCUAUGAGAGGUGGCUAGCUAUAGCUUGCUUCGUUUCCUUAUUUUUUUUAAUAAGAGCAGCCAACCUAGUGCUCGCUUGUCACUGCUCGCGGUUUUCAUUAGAUUUUAGUUAAUACGAAAACUGUACGAUAUGGCCGAGCACGCGUUGUGUUAUAUGUCAUUUCAAAGCUGCAGGCCCACUUAUUUUCUCCGGGAAAGAAAUCUCAAUGCAGAGCUGAAGAGAAAACAUUGUUUAACGGUAGGCGUACUAGCAGCAUUAUUUACCAAUAGAAGGGGCGUGGAGAGUUCUGAGGAUUGCAUUUGGGUUAGUGAAGUGCUAUAAAUUAGAAUGUUGAGCUUAAAUCGCAAGUUCUGAAAGUUGUAUUGACUCAAUAUGAAGUUCUAGGUGUAUUUAAACUCUAGUCCUCAUCUACAAAAAGGUAGAAAAAUUUUAAACUGUGUAACUUUCAAUUCUAUGGCAUUUGUGAGCAUAUGCUGUUGGACAUUAAAUAAAACAUAGAUGAAAACCCACUUCUUGUGAGGAUAUCUCGCACCACAGAACUGACCACGACCAGUAUGGUUUUACUGUGAAGCAAAGGUAAAUUGUUCGUUCGAAAUGAGCAUUUGUAAGCACAGUAACUAGGUCGCCUCACAGAUGCUCUGUGUCUUUUUUCCUUGUAUGUUGGCCACUGGAACACUGAACUUGGUCUGUGCAGAAUGAUUCCGUACAUGAGAAAAGUAUCUUGAAAGUUAUAUAACUACCAGCACUUGUUCCCUGUUUAGUUCAUUAACCACUCCUACACUUCGCCUAAGUUCUCAAACAUAUUGUCAACGAAGCGCUUAAUGAAAGAAGUGGCUGUGAUUUUUAUGAAAAUUAAUACGCCGACAAGUGUCGUUGCUGAAAACAGAAAAUGAUUUCACCUUGCUUUGUCUUAAGAAGAGCAGUGAAGUUAUGGCGUUCAUGAAAAUUAUUUCAUGUGUCUCAGCGGUGCCAGUUUCGCAACUCAAACAGAUGUAUUCUUGAUCAGUACUUUACAUGCAACGUUCUAAACACGAAAACUAAUACCAAUCUGUUUCAAACCUCCUCGAGAAACAGGCAAUCGCUAUACCACAAAACUGCAAAACGAGCAUUCGUGUUCGUGACUCCAUUGCAUGCGUUCCUGCAGACAGCGAUGAUAGAAAGGCAUGUAUACGUGCACUGAAGACAGGCAGCGUAUGAAUUCCUGAAGGCUCCCGUUGUCUUGGAAACAUGCUCAGUGUAUGGGAGCCGGGCCACCUGAAAGUCAUUUUUUUUUUGCUGACGUUAGGCGUUCGCUGGCAACAUGAAACUACGUCUCCAAAACAGACAGUAAGACUUUCGUGUGAUAUCAGUAUUGAGGCUCAGUAUUGAGAAUCAGUACCGAGCCUCGAUGUUACUUGCGUCAAUACAGUUAUAAAAUCUCAAUGCUCUGACGACUUUGAUGCUACUACUAGCCACUUCAUAGAACUAACGCCGCACAUGUUUACCUCAUUACUCACCUAAAGCGUUAGGUCCUUGCACAUAGUGGGUCUCGUAGAUGAGCCACAUGCUUUUUAUAUGUGCAACCUGAGGCUACCCUGCAAUACGCCAAAUGCGUUUCGACAAUUCCCCUGUUUAUCCAGUAGCAGCUCAAGCGGUGUUGUUCUGUGAAUUGUUUGUCGCACCUUAGCGUCUGUGUAAAGUUGCCAUUAGUAUUUCAUGCCUGAGCUGCAUCUUAUAGCCGUGUUUUGUGAUGGGAAUGGGCCGCAAUGGUGAGCCGCGCACUUUGAAAUAUUUUUUCCUUACUCCUAUUAAUGCUUGCUGCUGUGAGGUACAACUGAGGUCAAAGAGGAGCAAAGCCUGAUGAUAUGUUUUCCCUUCGAAACGUUUACAAUUUUACGCUUAGGCAUAUGUCUGGUAUCAUCAAGUUCCGAACGUCAAACCGCUGCUGGUGGAUAGUAUUUGAAAUAUUUGUAUUUGUGCACGGAGAAGAGUAGAACCAGUAAAAUUACGUUCCCUAACCUCAAAACACGGUCAUAAUUGUUUUCUGGAAAGAGAUACUAUCAGAAAAUUUAUACAUUAUACCUAUUCUGCCAGUAGACCCGAAUUCUAAAGACAAAGCGCCAGUAAGUUUUGUGUCUGAAGAGAGUGCGCUUGCCAAGCAAAACUAAAACAAAAUGCAUCUGAAGCACACUUCGAAACUGCUGACUGUUUAUUUUUUGUUAUGAACGUGUAACCGUUAAAGCGAUCCCCAAAAAUUCCCGGUAUCCAUUCACAAAAUAUGUAUGUCAUAACACUUUCAAUGGGAAAGGUUGUGUCCGAGAAUAAUCGUCUCAUUCGCUAUCAACUCGUGCCAUAUGGCUUAUCCCAUGAGCCAAAUCGCAUCUCAAAAUGUUAAUGGCUGUUUUCAAAGAUUUUAUCACUGCUCUGCAUUUAUUUCGCAUCUUGAUAAUGCAUCAACUAACUUGGCAAAUAAGAAGUCCCGCAACGUUAACAUCUUGCUUUGCCCUCAACGGAAUAGAAAAUCCUGUCUAAACGUUCCAAAAAUGAAAGCAUAGUUCACAUGGCAAACAUCGCACUUAGUGUUUGACAAUACUGCCACAUUUAUUCUCGAAAGCGGUGUGUGCGUUGAAACGCUAAAGUGUUCGCUGACGUCAUAAUCGCGGCCAUCUUUCUGCAUCACGACUAAAAAAAAGGGCGGAGGGAAAGAGAGAGCAGUUAUUUCGAAGAUGGCUUUUAGAAAUCUUCACCGUAGUGCUUUCGAAGACGUUUUUCAUAGAGGCUCUGGACACGACAGGCCGCUUUGUAGUCAUUGCAAGGUGCAUCGUACAACUGGCUCUGGCCUGGUCGCGGCGUUCCCGCCACCAGGAUUUGCAAAUGCUAUCGACGCUUGAUACUCUGGUCUGGCUGCUGCUCCUUGGCCCUGACGCUGAAAGCGAUGCCUUUCCAUACUUCGUAGUAGACGCACAAUGCGCACAUCCUAUUCGAGGCUGUCAGUGUUGUGUUUGUUUAGACCCUUCAGCGAUAAGGUUCCCCAAGACUCACGGUCGGGCUUUACGUACAUUCGUUGAAUCGUCAAACACAUUGCAGAAAUAGCUGGAACUGUCCCGUCUCGUGUGAGCAGCUAUUUUCCAUGGAUGCACAAAAGCAGGCAUGCUUUGGCUAAACAAGGAUGAUUUUUCAUCGUCCCUGAAUAUAUGCAGCAUUAGGUGAGAGUAGCAGGUGAUAAAUGUUCCCGCCUGAACGCAACUCUAAUGCACACAGUCAAGGUGUAUCCGCUUGUCCCACUACUUGCUAACCAGUAGUGCAGUUAUGAGGAACGCCUACAGUCAGUGAAUUGUAUGAAUAUCAUUACAGUGUCUCUUUAUAGCAAGUGCUUAAACUCAUGCACAAAACCUUACCAGACGGGCAGCUAGCAACGCUUGCUUAUUCCGUUGACGUUAAGAGCUAAGUGUUCUCACGCUUCGCGAAAAUGCAUUUGCUGUAAAACGACCAGGCCAGAUAACGGUAUGCGGUGUACCGGUUUCUAGUGCUGCUUGACCGUUGUUUUCACGCUGGCAGCUUCUUCUCUUUUAGAGAAAACCAGCGGAGUAAUGCUGCGACGAAAGAAAUAGAAAACCUACCAAAAAACACACACACGAACACUCACGUUUUUACCGGUCUCAAGGCAUAGGGUUUUGUCGGCCCUGCACAGACUACAGUGCUGACCCCAGUGCUGGCCAAUGUUGGGCCAACGUUGGCAGAUGUUUUUUUUUUCUUUCGCUGGUCAGUGUUGAGCUCACUUUUACCGAGCGCUACUAGCAGUAACGACAAUUCUAGUGGCACGGAAACCAAGCAGUAGACUGUGGCACGAAUGAGGGCUCGUAGUAAUCUCACGAAAAAAUACUGGAGUGUAUUGUUUGCUGCCACUAGAUUGCUCCCUGUUUUUGACAUUCUAAUUUUCUCUCUUGCAGCGCACUUCCCUUGUCUUGCGAAAGCAUAAAGUUACACGUCCACUUUGACCAUUAGUUUCGUUUUAAACACGAGAAUAUGUGAUGAAAGUUUGUGCAGAUGAUACGUACAUACGCUUGCAAAUUCCAAUAUCGCUUUUAGUCAGCGAAGGAACAUUUUAUGCGCUAAUGUGCGCCAAGCCUUUAGUAAUUCAGUGAUGAACUCGUCGCUAUUUCUACGUCUAGUGCUGAGACUUAAACCGUGGGCGUGAAAACUGCGUAGUUGUCGAUCAGAGCCUUGCCAAACAAGUUGUCAGUAGCGGUCGGCCACCAAGUCUGCUGAACCUCCAAACGUGCGUUUGGACAAAAGUGCAGUAGUUAUCGAUCUCAACUCGUUUAUGUCUUGUCUAUAAUCUUACGCUGUACGCUACAGUAAUAUGCUUUAAUGAGCAUGAGAACGGUGUUUUUUGGUGUCUCCUGAAACGUCGUCAUGCAAGUUUCAAAUGUUGUGUGACCGGCUUGGCGGCAACUGCCUGCUGGAAGCUUGUGAUCCGGUUUGCAGGCUGCUCCAACGAAACCCAAGCUGUUAAUUUCUCUUUUGUCACUGUUGUCAUGCACUUUGCGAUCUAGCACCAAGAGCUGCUUUCGGCAAAGUUGGGAGUAGAACACGAAGUAGCUCCUGUCGUAUAAUGCAGAUGCUGGGACUUUGCUGGUGAACAGGUUUUGAGUUUUCGACGUGUGUACUUGCACUUCUGGUACCUGUGAGACGUCAUUUGAAGGUCCGCAGAUACCAGACCAAUGUAAAGUGAUUAUCAGUUUAAUUAUCUUCGUAUACAUGUUGAUCAUUGCUAGGUUAGGAAGACUUUAGUACCUAAGUGAUCCGAAAAUAUGUAUAUGAAUUGCGAAAAGGCUCCAAAUAUUUUGAUGCGCUGAGUUGAUCUAAAAAACAAAAAAAAAGUUUGUCAUAUUAAAUACAUGAGGGUCUGAACUACUAAACUGUCGAUCUUACGAUGUCUGUUGUGCACUUAUAACCGCGGAUCUAAACCAACAGUUAGUUUACGUCGAUUGCGGCAGUUCGUAAAGCAUUCCGAAUUCUCUUUGCGAUUAGGAUGAAGCAGCCAGUUAUUGAUUCGACAUCCAACGUGUACGCAGAAUAACGUACAAGAUUCUUUGUCCUUGAUUUGUCAGUUCCUGAGUUUAGUAUGUUUACCGUAGCUUUUAGCGUUAUCCCAAAUCACGCUUAAAUUUUUCUAUUUUGGUUGUUUCACCACUGAACUUCGAAAUGCAUUUUCUCCUUGAUCACAUUUUUUGUGCCCUCAAACGAGGACUGCAAUAUGUCAACAUGAAGAGAUCUCGCCUGUUUCUCGCUGUAUUUUGCGCGGUUUAUAGUGUAGGGCUUGCAAUUUCAGGAGCGAAGGUCCAGUGUUGGUCCAGCAUUGACCGGGCGUUGGUUGAAGUGCAAUUUGUCAGCCAACAGAGGGGGAUGAUGGUCGUUUUUCUAUUUGGUGACGAAACAAUGACCGCAUGUACAUAGUUUCGACGCUGGUCGAGCCUAGGCUGCCACUUGUUCGAAGUUGUUGAUGCUGAAAUAAAAUUUAAGGAGAAACCUCA